Messenger RNA from Plasmodium gallinaceum, 966 nucleotides. RefSeq names its product trailer hitch homolog, putative (gene CITH). Gene Ontology annotation, molecular function: mRNA binding. Gene Ontology annotation, biological process: cytoplasmic stress granule assembly; P-body assembly. Gene Ontology annotation, cellular component: P-body. The transcript has a single exon. The record is from RefSeq and is a predicted model, not a curated record. Bases 1 to 966 code for a protein of 321 amino acids. Lineage: Eukaryota; Apicomplexa; Aconoidasida; Haemosporida; Plasmodiidae.
AUGUCAUCUGUAUCCACUUUGCCAUAUAUAGGAAGUAAAAUUUCUUUAAUUUCAAAUUCUGAAAUUAGAUAUGAAGGAAUUCUCUAUACUAUCAACACACAUGAAUCUACGGUUGCAUUACAAAAUGUUCGCUCAUUUGGAACAGAAGGAAGAAGACAACCAGAUAUUCCCCCUUCUAAUGAAAUUUAUGAUUUUAUAAUUUUUAGAGGGAAAGAUAUUAAAGAUGUAACGGUUAGUGAACCUGCUAAAAAUAUACCAGAUGAUCCAGCUAUAGUUUCAAUGAAUAUUGCACCUUCUUCUAAAAAUAAUUUAACUGAGAAUUUAAAUUAUAAUAAUAAUGUAAAUAUAAAUAAAUCAUUAAAGGUUCCCAGUAAUAUAAUACCAUCUAACGAAAGAAAUUUAAAUUUAAAUAAUAGAAGGUUUUAUAAUAGAAAUCAUUAUAAUUUUUAUUAUAAUAAUAAUAAUAAUAAUAAUAGAAACUUUAAUAAUUUUAAAUUUAAAAACUUCAGAAGUUAUGAAAGAACCCCAUAUGUAAUUGGAGAAUUAGAAUCACAACCAAAUCCUGCAUUAAAAAGUAAAUUUAGUCCAGAUUUUGAUUUUAGUACUAAUAACUUAAAAUUUGAUAAAAAUAAUAUAUUAGAUGAAAAAAAUAAGGAUUCCAUAUCAUUAAAUAACAACCUUCAAGUAGGAGGGUAUGACAAAAACGCAAGCUUCUUUGAUAAUAUUAGCUGUGAAACAUUAGACAAGCAGCAAGGAAAAGAUGAAAAAGUUGAUAGAGAAAAAUUAAGGAUGCUUGAUGUUGAUACGUUUGGAAUAGCUGCAGCUCAUUAUAGAUCAAAUAUGUAUAAUAGAAAUAAGAAUAGAAAUAAGAUAAGAAAUAAUAGAAACAAUAAAAUGAUGAAUAGUUUCAAUUAUAAUUAUUAUAAUAGAAAUCAAAAUCCAUUUAACAGAUAUGCAGCAUAUUAA